CAUAAUGGAGUAGCCCAUAGCGGAAGGACGAGGGUCGGUAGUGUACGGUGAUGUUUGUAGAAGGUGUCAUGUGAGUCCAAGUUUCCAAAGUCCACUUUACAGCCACAUGCUUGGCUGGGCAGCGGACAGUCUGACCUGGGACGUCGGGACACAUUCAGAGGAGGAGGGCCAGGCGCUGAUCGCAGUAGACGGGAGUGACAUGGAGCGGAGGCAACCCGCGGACGGGAUGGAAGACAUCCUCGUACCUGGCGCCAGACCGCCCAGGGACAGGUACAAUGCUGUGUACAUCAUAUUCUUCCUGCUGGGACUGGGCAUGCUGCUGCCAUGGAACAUCUUUAUCACUGCAAAUAUGUAUUUUAGGAAGAAGUUCACGGACUCCAGAUAUGAAGACACCUUUGAGAACUACUUCUCUGUGGCCUCCAUGGUUCCAAAUGUUGUCUUUCAGCUGCUCAACAUAUUUGUGGCUCACAGGGUUCCCCUGAAUGUCCGCAUGGUUGUUCCCCUGUUCACCAUGUUGGGAUGUUUCAUCCUGACAGCAGCCAUGGUCUGGGUCAACACUGGCAAGGACAUCACUCAUGAUCACUCACCCACACUGUCAACCAAUGGCUUCUUCCUGAUUACAAUCUUCACAGUGGUUAUCAUCAACUUGGCUAGUGCCAUCAUGCAGGCAGGGUCCUUUGGUGUGGCUGGGAAGUUCCCAGGAAAAUACACACAAGCCAUCAUGAGUGGACAGGCAUUAGCCGGGGUCUUUUCAGCACUUGCAAGUAUAUUUUCACUGGCAGCUGGAGGUGACCCCAUCCACAGUGGGUUUGGGUACUUCCUCACAGCCGUUGCAGCUAUUCUUGUUGCCAUGGUUUCAUACCUUCUACUAAAGAGAUCUGAAUAUGCAAGGUACUAUCUACAAAACACCCGUGAAGUGCCGUCUGUAAAUGAGGAUGAGUCCAUUGCAGGUGUAAACGGGACAGCACCUGCUGCAGGUGUGCCUGACCUGACAGGUAGCGGGGCAGAGAACAUGCAAGUCUUAGGCAGCUCCUCUUAUUUACAAAUCUUCAGAAAGAUCUGGGUUCCUGCUGUGUGUGUCAUGUACACCUUCAUGGUUACACUGUCCAUCUUCCCGUCUGUGUCAUCCCUGAUCGAGUCUGUCAGCAAAAGUGAUGGCAGUAAAUGGACAGGAGAGUUUUUCAUCCCUGUGACAUGUUUCCUGUUCUUUAACCUAUCGGACUUGGCGGGGAGGGUUAUAGCAGGAGCUGUGCAGUUUCCAAAAGAGAAGAGCAUCCUGCUGCCUAUCCUGGUUCUCCUGAGAACAGGGUUCAUGCCACUCUUCAUGUUGUGUAACGCCCAACCGGAGGAGUUCUCCCGCCGCCUGCCUGUAGUGUUCAACAGUGACGCAUACCCCAUUGUCUUCAUGGUGCUGUUUGGGGUGUCUAACGGCUACCUGGGUAGUUUGUGUAUGAUGUAUGGACCAAGGUUGGUCUCAGCAGAACAUGCAGAGACAGCCGGGAUCACCAUGUCAGCCUUCCUGACCCUGGGGCUGGGCCUCGGGGCUGCCUUCUCCUUCGCUCUGACUGCAAGCAUUUAGAGACAUCUACUUAUGUCAGACAGCACUAGUGUGUAUGUGUCUUGUGUGUUUGGACUAGCCCAGAGUCCGGUCUUUUUAGCUUAAGUGCACUUCCAAUGGUCUCUACCUGGCAGGAUAGCUAGUGAUGGAUGAAGCAGACAGAAGCUAACAAUACUGGACUCCAGGCUAUGUUUGGACCAGAACAUCUACUGUCACAACAUGCUGAUCAAUAAGUAUGUAUGUGUGGUCCAUUGCCAAGAAUCCUACCUCUGGACAUGAAGAUUUAAAGUUAAAAUCCUUUUUGUGGUGGUCUCCAGGAAGAGGUUGAAUGGUAAGAUUGACCUCGUUUUCUGACAGCCGGCCAUCAAGGGUCUGUAUUAUGUUCUUGGACAGUCAGGAAUGUCACGUAUGUUGUUAAUCAGGAAUGUCCUGGCACAUUGAAUGUGUAUUUACAUAUAGUCAAAUAUUGGAUACUACUACCAGGUGCUACCACCAUGGCACCAUCCUAUGUUGGGUCUGUCAUAAGUGGAAGAUUAAUUUAGGUGUUCAUUAAGAUAUUUCAGGUGGCUUGCCAGGACAAAGUCCUUUCUUUCUCCUCAAGAUAAUUCCUAACAAUAUAUGUGAAAUGGUCAUUGACAUUUAUGCUGUUUUUAGUGAAUACCUCAGUGGUAGCAUGCCUUAUUUCAGUAUAAUCAGUAUAAUUGAUCAUCUUUUGGUGUGAAAUGGGGGCCAAGAUGUAUUAUUUCAAUGUUGAUUAACAUAUUUCUGUGUUGUGUUUAGAAACCACUCUCUGCCAAUAACAAUAUUUUACUUAUCUUGGCUUAUUGUCAUUGACAAAGAUUGGUUAGGAAGGUAGUCCACACAGUUGCUGUUUUAUGCCAAAUGAUAUAUAAGCGAAGCAGUUGAUAAAUCACACACAGAUAUA
Molecule: messenger RNA, 2483 nt
Organism: Branchiostoma belcheri (Belcher's lancelet)
Lineage: Eukaryota; Metazoa; Chordata; Leptocardii; Amphioxiformes; Branchiostomatidae
Product: equilibrative nucleoside transporter 1-like
Exons: 14
Coding region: 107-1579 (490 amino acids)
Biological process (GO): nucleoside transmembrane transport
Cellular component (GO): plasma membrane
Molecular function (GO): nucleoside transmembrane transporter activity
Source: RefSeq, a predicted model, not a curated record